GAGCGGGAGGAGGAGGAGGAGGAAAAGGAAGAAGAGGACAGGCAGAGGAGCACAAGACCUGUCACCUUCACGCUGGGCAAUGAGAUGCUGGGGCUGGGCCCGAGCCCGGAGAAUGAGUUUCAGAGCCCUGAUGCUGAAGUCUACAUGCACUUCAUGAGGAGCCACUGCUGCUAUGACGCCGUCCCCACCAGCUGCAAGCUCGUCGUCUUUGAUGUCUCCCUGGAGAUCAAGAAAGCCUUCGUGGCACUGGUGGCCAAUGGGGUGCGUGCCGCCCCGCUCUGGGACAGCAAGACACAGAGCUUUGUGGGGAUGCUCACUAUCACCGACUUCAUCAACAUCCUCCACCGCUACUACCGCUCACCCCUGGUUCAGAUCUAUGAGGUGGAGGAGCACAAGAUUGAGACAUGGAGAGAGGUGUACCUGCAGGGCUCCUUCAAGCCUCUGGUCUACAUCUCCCCGAGCAAUAGCCUCUUCGAUGCUGUCUACUCCCUGAUUAAGCACAAGAUCCACCGUCUGCCUGUCAUUGAGCCCAUCUCGGGCAAUGUCCUGCACAUCCUGACCCACAAGCGUAUCCUCAAGUUCCUCCACAUAUUUGGCUCCACCAUCCCCAAGCCACGCUUCCUGAAGAAAACCGUGCAGGAGCUGUGUGUUGGCACCUUCCGUGAUGUGGCUGUUGUGCCUGAGACUGCCCCUGUCUACACUGCCCUGGAGAUUUUCGUGGACCGACGUGUCUCUGCCCUGCCCGUCAUCAAUGAUGCUGGGCAAGUGGUCGGCCUCUACUCCCGGUUCGAUGUCAUUCACCUGGCAGCCCAGAAGACCUACAACAACCUGGACAUCAGCGUGCGGGAGGCCCUGCGGCAGCGCACCAUCUGCUUGGAGGGGGUUCUCACCUGCUACCCCCACGAAACCAUGGAGGACGUCAUCGACCGCAUGGCCAAGGAGCAGGUCCAUCGCCUGGUUCUGGUGGAUGAGAACCAGUACCCACGGGGCAUCGUCUCCCUCUCCGACAUCCUCCAGGCCCUUGUGCUCACUCCCGCAGGUAGGCGCUGCCCCCCGCCAAUGCGCGCCUGUCCCCUCCCCAACGCUGGGUCACCAUCACCUCCCUGCUCGGGCCACUGGCCUCCACCCCAGCCAAACUGGCCCAGGGGAUGGAGGAGGCUGGGGCUGGGGUCUGGCAGCGCUGGGUGCCCAGGUGGGGAUGGCAGGACCUGGAUGCUGUUUGUCCCUGGGGACACAAGGACCACAGGGGAUCCCUCCUGGGGUCCUGAUCCCAGGUGUCUGUGAGAAAGGAUGGGGGCAUCUGCCACGGAGACACCCCCAGACCCCCAUCCAGGCAGUGUAUGGGAUGUGUGUUUUGCAGGUCCCUGGGCUUUGGGCUGGAUGAGGGUUU
Athene cunicularia (burrowing owl) is the source of this 1390-nucleotide messenger RNA. RefSeq names its product protein kinase AMP-activated non-catalytic subunit gamma 3 (gene PRKAG3). The transcript is spliced from 11 exons. NCBI's taxonomy places the organism in Eukaryota, Metazoa, Chordata, Aves, Strigiformes, Strigidae. The coding region runs from base 85 to 1284 and encodes 399 amino acids. The record is from RefSeq and is a predicted model, not a curated record.